This is a messenger RNA of Sycon ciliatum, 1487 nucleotides long. RefSeq names its product cysteine and histidine-rich domain-containing protein 1-like. The record is from RefSeq and is a predicted model, not a curated record. Lineage: Eukaryota; Metazoa; Porifera; Calcarea; Leucosolenida; Sycettidae. The coding region runs from base 24 to 1079 and encodes 351 amino acids. The transcript has 13 exons.
UCUCAUUUUUUUCAUUCAAAAAAAUGGCGACCGAAGGAGAACUUCGAUGCUACAACAAAGGUUGUGGGAAAUUUUAUGAUGAGGAAGACAAUCACGAUGGCGCAUGUUGCUUCCAUCCUGGACAAGCAAUUUUUCACGACGCGUUGAAGGGCUGGUCAUGCUGCAAACGGCGAACAACAGACUUCACUGACUUCUUGCACAUUCCAGGCUGCACAACAGAACGCCACAGUAACAUCAGGCCUCCAGAGCCGGAAAAAAAAGAAGAUGAGCCAGUGCCUGAUGUGCCGAUUGUAGUGCCGGAGCCUGAGCCUAUCCGUGCUCCUCUGAAACCAAAAGAUAUAGCAGGCCGUCCAAGUGAUGAUGCACCUCGCCAGAAGCUGCUCUCCGUCGUCUCACCAGGCCUGACGGCUGAACUCGCCAAACUGCCCGCUGUCAGUCGACCAACUGCCCCUGUUCAGUCUAGUGGUGGUGCAAGUAGCUGUACUGAGAACACAGUGAUAGAGAUUGGUGUGAAAUGCAAACAUCAUGCGUGUGGCAAGACCUACCAAGGCAUUGAAUCCUUGUCAGAGCUCUGUCGCUAUCACCCAGGAGAGGCCAUAUUUCAUGAGGGGCUCAAGUUCUGGACAUGCUGUACAAGAAGAACUAGCGACUUUGAGCAGUUCAUGAAACAAGAAGGCUGCAAGACAGGUGACCAUGACUGGCCUCGUCCACGGGAUGAGAACUGUGUGGAGGAGGUCAAAUGUCGGUAUGACUGGCAUCAGGUGGGCAAUACGGUGGUGAUCAGUAUCUACUCUAAGUUACCAGUACCCGAUCACUGCACCGUGGAGGCCAAUGAAACUGUUCUUUUCGCCGACAUUCUUUUCGGCGGCGGCAAAAGCCAAUUCAGCCUGACUGUGCCCCUCUUUGAUGUCAUCAAGCCUGAUUCGAGCAAGGUCACGUUCCUAGGCACGAAAGUCGAAGUCAAGCUUUUCAAGGCUGAGCCUGGCUCUUGGAAGACACUGCACCUGCCGGCGCCGAAGCCGGCGGAGCCUGAAAAGAAGUCCACCGAUUCUGACAGCAGUGAUGAGGACGACGAUUAACUUGAAUUGCUGUGCUGUUUGGCCUACUUGUGUUCGCUGCGCGUUCUGCUGUCGCUGUGCUGCUGUUACUGCUGCUGCUGCUUUUAAUUAAUUAUUUUUUCCGCUUGCUGCUUGGCAGAUCUCGUUGAUCUAAUUAUUUAUUUUUUUCUUUUCUACUUUUGCUCCCUGUGCUUUCUAAGUUUCGAAUGGAGCGGAGUAUAUUUCACGGUUACUUCCUCUAUCAAAGUCAUUUGCGUUAUUUUUCUUGCUCCCGAUUUAUCAACCUCUCUACAUGUAUAUGUUCACUCCGCCUUAGUUUUUCUGCGGGGUCAUGGCUGCUGCUGGCCCGUUGGGGUCUCUCUCCUUGCUUUCGCUCGCUCCCAGCUAUAAAAUUGUGUGCGGCCUGAAUGAAUUUGCCUUGCUCCUUGA